UCCCGAAAUUCGCCAGCGCAGACUUGGACAAUCCGACUCUUUCGACAACAACCCUCCCGACUUAUCUCCAACCCCCGGUUGUCGACCAAUUACGCCAUGGCCGAUAUCGAUGUCAAGCUCGCUUCGUGGAAGCUGGUCGAGGUUGGCCGCCUCGUCCUGAUCCGCCGCGGCCCCUUCGCUGGCAAGCUCGCUGCCAUCGUUGAGAUUGUCGACCACCGCCGUGUCCUGGUCGACGGUCCCUCCAGUGAGGAGCAGAAGACCGUGCCCCGUCACGUUCUUCCCCUCGCCCACGCCACCCUCACUCCCUUCACCAUCCCCGCUCUUCCCCGUGCUGCCGGUACCGGCCCCGUCAAGAAGCUCUGGGCCAAGAACGAGAUCGAUGGCAAGUGGGCCAAGUCCAGCUUCGCCCAGAAGACCGAGAAGGCCGACCGCCGCAAGAACCUGACCGACUUUGAGCGCUUCAAGGUCCUGCGUCUCCGCAAGCAGGCCCGCUACGAGGUCCAGAAGUCUUUCGCCAAGGUCCGCGCUACCGCUGCUAAGUCAUAAAUGAUUACGAGGGUUCGGUGCAUAGGAUGAAGGAGGUGUCCUGGGACGGGUUUCCAUAGCUGGCAUUUCCCCCAGCAAAAUCGCUGUAUGCAUUAUCCAUACUACAGCAAAAAUGAUUCAAAAUCCUUGAUAUCCCGGCAAGGGCUUGUGUCAUUGUUCCUCUUGCGUCUUCGGCCUAUCGGUCUGUCUUUUUUAUAGAACGGGG
Messenger RNA from Penicillium cinerascens, 751 nucleotides. Its product is annotated as 60S ribosomal protein eL14. Gene Ontology annotation, cellular component: cytosolic large ribosomal subunit; ribosome. The transcript is spliced from 4 exons. Lineage: Eukaryota; Fungi; Ascomycota; Eurotiomycetes; Eurotiales; Aspergillaceae. The record is from RefSeq and is a predicted model, not a curated record. Gene Ontology annotation, biological process: translation; ribosomal large subunit biogenesis. The annotation marks the transcript as partial. Gene Ontology annotation, molecular function: RNA binding; structural constituent of ribosome.